AUGAGAGUAACUCAACCCGAGGUUCCGGUAGCUCGCGAUUCAGAGGCAGCUAAGCAGGCCGGCAGACGUCUUUUCUUCAACGAGGUGCCGGAAACCCCAUCCAAAGCCAGCCGACGAGGCCGAAGACCGCAGCGGCGCGUACUAAAUGCCGAGAUUAAGAUUAUUCCCUCACUCAUUUGGGGACCAUCAUCAACCAGUUCGAACAGUACAGAGGAGACUCGGGAUACUGAAGCCAAGCUACGAAAUACACUAUUAGGCCAGCCCACGUAUACGGACUGGGGAUUUUGGGCCCGGCCGUCUGGGGGAGGAGAGCGCGCGAUAACGGCCACAGGGCAUGGCAGGGCAGGGCAGGGCAGGCAGGGCUCAAGGGCCGACCAGGAGGAGAAGGGUUCGAGCGGGUUGACUCGUGAGUUCGUUCUCCAGGUCAUCGGGACACUGCCCCAGCACAGAGAGAGGCCAACUUUGGAGCCAAGCUGGGGUUGGCUGUCAACGUCGUCCUGGAUGCCCAUCCCCCUUGCGAGCGAAGGUUGCCCUGCAGGUAACCAGCAGCAAGGGAAACGGAGAGGCGUCGGCGGCAAAGCCACGAAUCCUACCAAGGGUUUCGGGUUAGUUAGUCGAGGGCAACAAGGCUAUGUGGGAGUUCUGGCGACAGAAGUUUGGAUCACGACGAUGGUUGAUGGUGGCUCUAAGCCCUCAUUUGGCGGAACGGGGGAAUUGCCCCUGGUUCUGGUUGUCAUCAACCAACAGGCAACGCCGGCAGAAGAUGGAGCCAUAUCCUCUCUCUUUUCAAACAUGCCCUUCUCCAUCUUCCCCCUUGGCGCUGGCGCCGCCGGCGCCGGCGCUGGACUUGAACCCAGCAGAGACGCCGCUGGACUAGAGCGCCCUGGUAAACCAUGGUGA
Messenger RNA from Colletotrichum higginsianum IMI 349063, 900 nucleotides. RefSeq lists its product as uncharacterized. Lineage: Eukaryota; Fungi; Ascomycota; Sordariomycetes; Glomerellales; Glomerellaceae. Bases 1 to 900 code for a protein of 299 amino acids. The record is from RefSeq and is a predicted model, not a curated record. The transcript is spliced from 3 exons.